AAUUCAGAAAAAGACUUGGAAGGAGAGGCUGAGAAGUGUUUACAAGAUCUUGUCGACAGAUGUCUAGUUCUCGUCAGCAAGAGAAGUCGAGAUCAUGUAAGGUUCAUGAUCUAAUAUACAACCUGUGCUCGAGAGAAAUUCAAAGGGGAAAUGUUUUUACCAUGAACGACGUUGUUUUUGAAAAACCAGAUGAUUGUGAGCCAGCUCAUGUUUCUUCAGGAUGCCAUUCUCUUAGUAGAAUGUAUUUGAUUGUGUUUGAACAUUUACAUGCAAGAAAAGCUAAAUCUCUCAGUAUGCAUAAAAUGAAUCCCUUUAAAUGCUGGACUCCUGUGGAAAUGUUUAAUUUUGGCGGUGGUUUUUAUAGGGCUCUUCUUACCCCUGUACAUCGUCAGUUGAGAGAUCAGGACAACAAUGAUCUUUUGAAACAAACCCGUUCUAUUUUCUUUUAUGAUCGUGGCAUUUCAACUCUUAUUCUCAAAUCAGAGCUUAUUCUCAAAUCAGAGCUUACUCAUUUCAAAUUACUCAAAGUCUUGGAUGUUAGUCACGUGAGGAUUGAUAGUUUCCCUCUACAGAUACUAAGCAUCAUCUGGCUGAGGUACCUAUCAUUGCAACUCCUUAAGAAUUUAGACAUACCUUCAGAAAUUUGUAGGUUAUGGAAUCUGCAGACAUUCAUUGUUAAAGGGCCUACUGGAUUAGUUAUAACUCUUCCUGAGGAAAUUUGGGGACUAAUGCAAUUAAGGCAUCUCAAAGUGAUCUCAUCUUAUCGGCAAAAUCCCCUAACCGUAUCUAUUGACAAAGGGAGUCACGUGGGUUCUUCAAACAUACAAACUACUUCUUACUUAUCUUCCUGUUGUUGCACGAAGUUGGUUUUUUCAAGGAUUCAGAAUGGUAAAAAAUUAGGAUUCCGUGGAAACAAUCUUUCGGACUCUGGGCUUCACAACAAUCUUGUCUAUCUGCAGCAACUUGAAAUAUUGAGUUUUAUAAGAUGUUCUUGCAUCCUUUUGCCAGUGACCAGUGCAAAAGCUUUUCCAGCAACGCUCAAGAAGUUGAAUUUGGAAAGUACUUAUCUAGAUUGGUCGUACAUGAACAUCAUAGCUGAGUUGCCUAACCUUGAGGUGCUGAAGCUGAUGGAUGAUGCUUGUGAUGGCGAAGAAUGGCAUCCAAAUGUUAAGGGAUUUACUCGAUUGAAGCUUUUGCUAAUUGAAGAUAAUCGCCUCAAGUAUUGGAAAGCCACAAAAGACAAAUUUCCUGUCCUUGAGCGUCUUGUGCUCAGAGGUUGCUAUCAUUUGAAAGAGAUACCCAUCGAGUUUGCAGAUAUCCACACACUACAACUGAUUGAGUUAACAAGGUGUCUUCCCGAACUUGGGGAAUCUGCAGCACGAAUUAAAAAAGAACAAAAAGACCUCGGAAACGACCACUUGGAUGUUUGUAUCUCCAAUCCAUG
This is a messenger RNA of Capsicum annuum, 1444 nucleotides long. Its product is annotated as putative late blight resistance protein homolog R1B-16. The record is from RefSeq and is a predicted model, not a curated record. Gene Ontology annotation, biological process: protein folding. Lineage: Eukaryota; Viridiplantae; Streptophyta; Magnoliopsida; Solanales; Solanaceae. Gene Ontology annotation, molecular function: alpha-tubulin binding.